Messenger RNA from Trichomycterus rosablanca, 3071 nucleotides. It is a transcript of the gene itgb5, whose product is annotated as integrin, beta 5. Gene Ontology annotation, biological process: integrin-mediated signaling pathway; cell-matrix adhesion; cell migration. Gene Ontology annotation, cellular component: integrin complex; cell surface; focal adhesion. The transcript is spliced from 15 exons. Gene Ontology annotation, molecular function: integrin binding. Lineage: Eukaryota; Metazoa; Chordata; Actinopteri; Siluriformes; Trichomycteridae. The record is from RefSeq and is a predicted model, not a curated record. Bases 1 to 2418 code for a protein of 805 amino acids.
AUGAUGUGGACUGUGUGGCUUUGUACCCGUCGCGCAGCUCUACUAACCGGCUUCAUACUGCACAUAUUUCCCCAGACUGUCCGAGGUGUGAACGUGUGUGUAAGUGGCAGUGCCACUACGUGUGAGGAAUGCCUACUGCUUCACCCGAGCUGCGCCUGGUGCGCCCAAGAGGACUUUGAAAGGGCAAGGACACUUAUGUCAAGGUGUGAUCUGAGUCAAAACUUACUGAAAAGGGGCUGUCAGGCUCGUUAUAUCGAAAACCCCAGAAGCAUCAGUUCCAUCCUCAAAAACAAACCCUUGAGCUCCAAAGGCUCUGGCUCUGCACAGUAUGAUGGCGUUCAGAUCCAGCCACAGAAGAUCUUGCUUAGUCUAAGACCUGGCGAUCAGACCUGGUUUGAGAUGCAGGUACGCCCGGUUGAAGAUUACCCUGUUGAUCUGUACUACCUGAUGGAUCUCUCACUGUCCAUGAAUAAUGACUUACACACUAUUCGUGACCUGGGAACAAAACUGGCUGAGGAAAUGAAGAAGCUCACUAGUAAUUUUCGUCUUGGCUUUGGCACAUUUGUGGAUAAGAACCUGUCGCCCUUUUCUUACACAGCUCCUAAAUAUCAGGAGAACCCCUGCAAUGGAUACAAGCUAUUCCCAAACUGUGUCCCCUCAUUUGGCUUCCGUAACCUCUUAUCUCUGACCGAUAAGGUGGACAGAUUCAAUGAGGAGGUACAGAAGCAGAUGGUAUCACGCAACAGGGAUGCACCUGAAGGUGGAUUUGAUGCUAUUCUACAGGCUGCUGUAUGCAAGGAAAGAAUUGGUUGGAGGAAAGAGGCCUAUCACCUGCUGGUUUUUGUCACAGAUGAUGUACAUCAUCUGGCUUUGGAUGGCAAGCUGGCAGGGCUUAUUCAGCCUCAUGAUGGCCAGUGCCACCUCAAUGAAAAGAACGAAUACAGCGCUUCAACCAAAAUGGAUUACCCUUCAUUAGCUCUCCUUGGAGAAAAGUUGGCUGAAAACAACAUUUUCCUGAUUUUUGCAGUAACCAAAAGACAUUAUGUUCUUUAUAAGAACUUCACUGCUUUAAUCCCAGGGACUACAGUGGAGAUUCUGGACAAAAGCUCCAAAAACAUAAUCCAGCUGAUUGUUACUGCAUAUAAUAACAUCCGCUCUAAGGUGGAGCUGAGUGUGUGGGAUCACCCUGAGGACCUCAGCUUGGCAUUUACAGCUACCUGUCAGGAUGGUAAACCUCUUACAGGUCUGCGCAAGUGUGCUGAUUUGAAAAUCGGAGACACAGUCUCCUUUAACAUAAGUGUGGCCGCCCAUAGCUGCCCUCCAUGGGGCACCCAGAAGAGUUUCACCAUUAAGCCGGUUGGUUUUAAAGAUCGUCUGGAGGUAUCUGUGGAUUACCAAUGUGGAUGCGAAUGCACACGCUCCACUCAGGCCAAAAGCAGCCGCUGCAGCUCCGCAGGCACGUACUCUUGUGGCAGGUGCCAAUGUGAGCCCGGCUAUCGCGGCGCUCACUGUGAGUGCCAGGAGGAAGAAGUGGGCAGCCUGAACCUGGCCGCCUGCAGAGAAUCUGAAGACAAGCAGGUGUGCAGUGGACGGGGGGAGUGUAGCUGUAACCAGUGCUGGUGCUACGAAUCUGAGUUUGGCAAGAUCUACGGCACCUUCUGUGAGUGUGAUGACUUCUCCUGUGCCCGUCACAAAGGGAUCCUGUGCUCAGGCCACGGUGAUUGUCACUGUGGUGAGUGUAAAUGCCAUGCCAGCUACAUUGGAGACAACUGUAACUGCACAAUAGAAACAGCUGCAUGUGUGUCUGAAGAUGGUCGGAUGUGCAGUGGACGGGGCAGCUGUGCGUGUGGCCGCUGCCAGUGUACUGAGCCAGGGGCAUUCGGGGACACGUGUGAGAAAUGCCCCACCUGCCCUGAUGCCUGUGCCACAAAAAGGGAGUGCAUUGAAUGCCGGCUUUUCAACACUGGAAAAUUCGCAGACAACCACACCUGCCAGCGCAUGUGCAAAGAUGAGAUCAUUGUCAUGGAGACACUUGAUACAGAUGAUCCAGGCACUGUGCUGUGUUUGUAUAAAACUGAAAACGAUUGUGUAAUGAAGUUCACCUACUCCGAACAUGCCAGUGGUCAGUCUAUCCUGACUGCUCUGCAAGAGCCAGAGUGUGCAGCUGCCCCUGAUGCCAUGACAGUGCUGCUUGCCGUGGUUGGCAGCAUUUUGCUGGUGGGCAUUGUGCUGUUGGCCGCGUGGAAGCUGGUCAUCACCAUCCACGAUCGGCGCGAGUUUGCUCGCUUCCAAAGUGCACGCUCUCGAGCACGAUAUGAGAUGGCCUCCAACCCCCUCUACAAGCAGCCCAUAUCCACUCACUCGGUGGAGACGGCCUUCCCUAUGUACAGCAAGUCAUACAACGGUGGACUGCACUGAUCUCCGACAUGCUGGUUGGGGUUUGGAUACGGCUGGACCGGUCCAGUCACGCAGUUUACAGAUUUAUGGUGAAGAACAUGGAUUGACAUUUUGUCACAAAGACUUUACAACAGUAGACUGUAACGGUGUUAGUGUCUGUGGUCUGGUAGGAUUUUUUUUUCUUCCAGGACCUGAAAAUGUUGUGCCAUUUUCAUGAGGUCCAGUGCCUGAACCACAGUUGUGUGCUGGACUGUCUAUGCUCAUUCCAUUUGUUUUAGAUAAAGACUGCAUUUAGAAUGAGCUCAUAUAGUUUCUUAAAGAAAUGCCCAUGAUCCAAGAGGAACUUUCUGCUGCAUAAGUAAUGUACAUGCAACUACCUUGAGUGAAUGCGGAUUACGUACGUGCCCGUUUUAACCUCAAAUCCAUAUUCAGGAUGCAAAAUGCAGUAUAAUUUAUGGAAAACAGUGCAGACUUAGCACAGAUGCCUUUCACAACCGCCGAAACAAGCAGUGCAAACAAACGAAUAAUACAUGCAUGGUACAGCAGCUAACUGUAUAGAUUUAUACAACCUUAUCCUGUGUUUUUACAGAGUCUGGUACUAACAGAGUGAUAACUUUCUUACACUUUGUUUUGCACAUUGUAUAAAUUUAUAAAAAAAAACAAUACCAAUCUCA